Messenger RNA from Populus euphratica (Euphrates poplar), 735 nucleotides. Its product is annotated as probable ran guanine nucleotide release factor. Gene Ontology annotation, biological process: protein import into nucleus. The coding region runs from base 51 to 584 and encodes 177 amino acids. The transcript has a single exon. Gene Ontology annotation, molecular function: guanyl-nucleotide exchange factor activity; small GTPase binding. Lineage: Eukaryota; Viridiplantae; Streptophyta; Magnoliopsida; Malpighiales; Salicaceae. The record is from RefSeq and is a predicted model, not a curated record. Gene Ontology annotation, cellular component: nucleus.
GUUAUUAUUAUUUUUGUUUAUGCCAUUGAUUUACGAAAAAAACUGUUUUUAUGUUGCAGGAUGUUAGCAAUAUUCGACAAGUUCCAGACCAUCAAGAAGUAUUCGCGGAACCAAGUCGAGAUGAAAGCUUGGUUUUCGAGCUACUAGAUUUGAAGCCUGAUAUCAACGACAAUGGAAGCGCCGUUUGGUUUCUUCAAGACCUCGCGAAUGAGCAAGACGCUCAAGGGUUUACUCUGGUUGACCAUUCAGCGGUGGUUGAGGUUCCCAUUGGGGAUUCUUCAGCUCUUGUUACAACAGCGAUUGGGCAGAUGGGGAUUUCCAAAGGACGACAAGGAAGGGAAGCCCAGAAUGUUGUGCGGGUUUAUCUGGCCAAUCUUAGACUUAAGAAUGCUGGGACUGAUGUUCUCGUUGUGGCUAAUGAGCCCAUUUUGAUUAGCCCUUUGAGUGAAAGUGCUUCCGCUGUUGGCCCCGGGUUACUUCCUGCCGCGCAGUCUGGGUUCUUGCCCAUGUCUGAGGUUUUUAAGGUCGCUGUUUCUAGUUUCAAAGUCAAUGACUGGUCCCUAUUUGGUGGUUCUGGUAAUUGACGCAUAGGGAAGAUAUAGUUUUGGUACAUCUUUCAAUAUUUGGUUAUUUGGACUAGUUUAGUAGCUUUCUAAGUAACUUCAAUUUGAUGAGAUUAAAUCAAAUGCUAGUGUGUAAAUUAUUAUGUGCAAAGUUUUCUGAAGUAACCCUAAA